AUGAUGUUUUUCAAGUCCUUGGCCAUUGCUUCGCUAGCACUUUGGGCUAAGCAGGCAUCCGCGGCCUUCGGAAUCACUACUAGCACUGCUUCCUAUGUGAUUGAUGCUGGCUCUACAAACCCGCUUAAAUUUACCGUCAGCCGGACAAACUGUGACAUUACUUCGAUCAAUUACUAUGGAUCCGAGCUUCAAUACCAGUCGACUGGAUCUCAUAUCGGAUCGGGUCUUGGUAGCGCAACUGUGUCUGCCACGCAGAGUGGCGACUACAUCAAGGUGACCUGCGAAACAUCCACCUUGACACACUACUAUGUUGUCCACAACGGAGAUUCGACCAUCCACAUGGCGACAUACACAACCGCAGAACCUACAAUUGGAGAACUUCGAUAUAUCGCGCGCCUGAAUUCAGCCCUGCUGCCGAAUGAAGAGCCAUUCGGUGUUGUCUCUAAUAUUGCAGGUGGCACUGUCGUCGAGGGAGAGGAUGUGUUCUUGGUUAGUGGACAAACGCGAAGCAAGUUCUACUCGAGCGAACGGUUUAUUGAUGACCACAUCCACUGUGUCUCUGGAAGCGCGCACCGUGUCUGCAUGAUCUUAAAUCAAUAUGAGACAUCUGCUGGCGGACCUUUCCAUCGUGAUAUCAACACCAACAAUGUUGGUUCUUAUACUGGCCUAUACUGGUACAUGAACUCCGGACACGUUCAGACCGAGACCUACCGCCAGGGCCUGCACGGCCCAUACUCGAUGGUCUUCAGCCGAAGCGGUACCCCCAGUUCCACCCUUGACACAUCGUUCUUUGCCGAUCUCAGUAUCAAGGGAUACGUCGCCACAUCUGCGAGAGGCUAUGUUACGGGUACUGCAACCGGGGCUGACUCGACUUUCAAAUGGGUGGUUCACUGGUAUAACUCUGCCGCACAGUACUGGACCUACACUUCGUCUUCCGGAGCUUUCACCUCCCCUGCUAUGAAGCCCGGCACUUACACCAUGGUAUACUACCAGGGCGAAUAUGUCGUUGCCACCUCGUCAGUGACUGUUACUGCCGGAUCAACCACAUCGAAGAGUAUCUCCGGGUCUGUGAAGACCGGAACGACAGUCUUCAAGAUUGGAGACUGGGAUGGAACACCGAACGGCUUCCUCAACGCGGCCAACCAGCUCCGUAUGCAUCCCUCCGAUACCCGCAUGUCUUCCUGGUCCCCGACCACCUACACAGUCGGCAGCUCUCAAGUCUCUUCUUUCCCCAUGGCCCUCUUCAAAUCGGUCAAUUCACCUUUGACGAUUAAAUUCACGGCAUCAUCUUCGCAGACCGGAGCUGCGACGCUGAGAAUUGGCACAACCCUCUCCUUUGCGUCUGGCCGGCCCCAGGUUGUGUUCAACAACUAUUCCGGCGCCACCCCGGCUGCCCCGACUAACCUCAACUCCCGUGGCGUCACUCGCGGUGCGUAUAGAGGGUUUGGCGAGGUUUACGACGUUUCGAUACCGGCUGGAACUAUCGUCGCUGGAACUAACACUAUCACCAUCAGCGUUGCUUCUGGUAGCUCUGGAGACACUUACCUGAGCCCGAACUUUAUCUUCGAUUGCGUGGAGCUCUUCCAGUAA
This is a messenger RNA of Penicillium roqueforti, 1590 nucleotides long. RefSeq names its product putative rhamnogalacturonase B (gene rglA). Bases 1 to 1590 code for a protein of 529 amino acids. Gene Ontology annotation, molecular function: carbohydrate binding; carbon-oxygen lyase activity, acting on polysaccharides. The record is from RefSeq and is a predicted model, not a curated record. NCBI's taxonomy places the organism in Eukaryota, Fungi, Ascomycota, Eurotiomycetes, Eurotiales, Aspergillaceae. The transcript is spliced from 12 exons. Gene Ontology annotation, biological process: pectin catabolic process.